Messenger RNA from Eruca vesicaria subsp. sativa (arugula), 3394 nucleotides. Lineage: Eukaryota; Viridiplantae; Streptophyta; Magnoliopsida; Brassicales; Brassicaceae. The record is from the annotation of a GenBank genome assembly.
CUUUUAUUCUUCUUUCCCUCUGUGUUGUAAAAUAGCUUCAGAGACCGAACACACAUCACUUAACUACUCUCUCUCCUCUGUCUUUUUAUUUAUUUAUUUUGCAUUUAAGUUGUCUCAAUAUUCUUGAAAAAACCUUUUAGCUUCAAUUGUUCCAAUUGAGUGAAUGUUCUGGGUUUCUUCUUCCUAUAUAAUCUUUUACAUCUCUGUUCAGAAAGGUUUAAUGUGUCCUCAAUUCUGAUAAUGCUUCCUUCCACCAGUUAGUGUUUCGAAUUUCACGUCACUUUCUCCCGAAAGUUUGUGUUCAAACUCUCUAAUUGCUCCUUUACUCUGGAAGAAUCUUCAAAAUUCUCAGAUCUUCUGAAUCUUUUCUUUUCUCUUCUCUGUUUCUUUAAAAACUUUUGUUUAUUUUCACUUCUUUUGGUUCUUUUUAUCCAAAAUUCUCAGAAUCCACAUGUCGGUUUUGGUCUUGCGCUACAAGCCACGACCAUAGAAUCUUCUUUGUCUGAAAACAAAAACAACAAAAGACUUUCAAUUUACGUUUCUCUUAAGAAACAACCAGACGGACUUCCCUAAGAACCAACAAAAAAAAAAGAACUUUGAGACGUUUGUGUGGUCCAAAAAAAUGGAGAUGGCGGUGGCUAAUCACCGAGAGAGAAGCAGUGAUAGCAUGAACAGACAUUUAGACAGUAGCGGUAAGUACGUUCGGUACACAGCUGAGCAAGUUGAGGCUCUGGAGCGUGUCUAUGCUGAGUGUCCUAAGCCAAGCUCUCUCCGGAGACAACAGUUGAUCCGUGAGUGUUCCAUCUUGGCUAACAUCGAGCCUAAGCAGAUCAAAGUCUGGUUCCAGAACCGGAGGUGUCGAGAUAAGCAGAGGAAAGAAGCAUCAAGGCUCCAGAGCGUUAACCGGAAGCUUUCGGCUAUGAAUAAACUGUUGAUGGAGGAGAAUGAUAGAUUGCAGAAGCAAGUUUCUCAGCUUGUCUGUGAAAAUGGAUACAUGAAGCAGCAGCUUACUACUACUGUUGUAAAUGAUGCAAGCUGUGAUUCUGCGGUAACAACUCCUCAGCAUUCGCUUAGAGACGCGAAUAGUCCUGCUGGACUGCUCUCGAUCGCAGAGGAGACUUUGGCAGAGUUCCUAUCCAAGGCUACAGGAACUGCUGUUGAUUGGGUUCAGAUGCCUGGGAUGAAGCCUGGUCCGGAUUCGGUUGGCAUCUUUGCUAUUUCGCAAAGAUGCAGUGGGGUGGCAGCUCGAGCCUGUGGUCUUGUUAGUUUAGAACCUGUUAAGAUUGCAGAGAUACUCAAAGAUAGGCCAUCUUGGUUCCGUGACUGUAGGAGCCUUGAAGUUUUCACUAUGUUCCCUGCCGGUAAUGGCGGCACCAUUGAGCUCGUGUAUAUGCAGACGUAUGCACCAACAACUCUGGCUCCUGCCCGAGAUUUCUGGACUCUGAGAUACACAACAAGUCUAGACAAUGGCAGUUUUGUGGUUUGUGAGAGGUCACUCUCUGGUUCUGGAGCUGGUCCUAAUGCUGCUUCAGCUUCUCAGUUUGUAAGAGCAGAAAUGCUUUCUAGUGGGUAUCUAAUAAGGCCUUGUGAUGGUGGCGGUUCUAUUAUUCACAUUGUUGAUCACCUUAAUCUUGAGGCUUGGAGUGUUCCUGAUGUGCUUCGACCCCUUUACGAGUCAUCUAAAGUCGUCGCACAGAAAAUGACCAUAUCUGCAUUGAGGUAUAUCAGGCAACUAGCUCAGGAGUCUAACGGUGAACUAGUGUAUGGAUUAGGAAGACAGCCUGCUGUUUUGAGAACAUUUAGCCAAAGAUUAAGCAGGGGUUUUAAUGAUGCGGUGAAUGGGUUUAGUGAUGAUGGAUGGUCUACAAUGCAUUGUGAUGGCGCUGAAGACAUCAUCGUUGCUAUUAACUCCACAAAGCAUAUGAAUAAUAUGUCUAAUUCUCUUUCUUUCCUUGGAGGUGUGCUUUGUGCCAAGGCUUCUAUGCUUCUCCAAAAUGUUCCUCCUGCGGUCCUGAUUCGGUUUCUAAGAGAGCACCGGUCCGAGUGGGCUGAUUUCAAUGUUGACGCUUAUUCUGCUGCGACUCUUAAAGCUGGUUCUUUUGCUUAUCCGGGAAUGAGGCCUACAAGGUUCACAGGGAGCCAAAUCAUAAUGCCUCUAGGGCAUACCAUCGAACAUGAAGAAAUGCUUGAAGUUGUUAGACUAGAAGGUCAUUCUCUUGCACAAGAAGAUGCAUUUAUGUCCCGUGAUGUCCAUCUUCUUCAGAUAUGUACUGGGAUUGAUGAGAAUGCUGUUGGAGCAUGUUCAGAACUAAUAUUUGCUCCCAUAAACGAAAUGUUCCCUGAUGAUGCUCCACUUGUUCCUUCUGGAUUCAGAGUCAUACCCGUUGAUGCUAAAACGGGAGAUGCUCAAGAUCUGUUAACAGCAAACCACCGGACACUAGACUUGACUUCUAGCCUUGAAGUUGGUCCUACACCAGAGAAUGCUUCUGGCAACUCUUCUUCUAGCUCAAACUCGAGGUGUAUCCUCACCAUUGCGUUUCAGUUCCCUUUUGAAAACAACUUGCAAGACAAUGUUGCUGGUAUGGCUUGCCAGUACGUGAGGAGUGUGAUCUCAUCGGUUCAACGUGUUGCAAUGGCCAUCUCACCGUCUGGGAUAAGCCCAAGUCUUGGCUCAAAACUGUCCCCGGGAUCUCCUGAAGCUGUUACACUUGCUCAGUGGAUCUCGCAAAGCUACACUCACCACUUAGGCUCGGAGUUGCUGACGGUUGACUCGAUGGGAAGCAAUGACUCGGUGUUGAAACUUCUGUGGGAUCACCAAGAUGCCAUCUUGUGUUGCUCUUUAAAGCCUCAACCAGUGUUUAUGUUCGCGAACCAAGCUGGUUUAGACAUGCUAGAGACAACACUUGUAGCCUUACAAGACAUUACACUGGAAAAGAUCUUUGAUGAAUCUGGUCGAAAGGCUCUCUGCUCUGAUUUCGCCAAGCUAAUGCAACAGGGAUUUGCAUGCUUGCCUUCAGGAAUCUGUUUGUCUACGAUGGGAAGACAUGUGACUUAUGAACAAGCUGUUGCUUGGAAAGUGUUUGCUCCAUCAUCUGAAAACAACGACGGCAAUGAUAAUACUUUGCAUUGUCUUGCUUUCUCCUUUGUAAACUGGUCGUUUGUGUAAUUUGUAUUUUGCUUGUGAGGUUAUUUAGGAAGGCUAAUCAACACUACAUUUAGACAAACUCUUUUUGUUUUCUUUUGAUUUUGGAUGUGUAAGACGUCUGUUUGUCUCUGUGUUUGAUCAGAUGUUCAUCCCUUUUUCAUUGUGUUUUAUUCUAGCUGAGGAUUUUUAAGAGACUUGGUAUGAUGAAUCUAUGUUAUGAAGAUGAUUUGCCAUCUACUCUGGGUCAAA